This is a messenger RNA of Haliaeetus leucocephalus (bald eagle), 1652 nucleotides long. It is a transcript of the gene NKX3-1, whose product is annotated as NK3 homeobox 1. The transcript has 3 exons. The record is from RefSeq and is a predicted model, not a curated record. Gene Ontology annotation, molecular function: RNA polymerase II cis-regulatory region sequence-specific DNA binding; DNA-binding transcription factor activity, RNA polymerase II-specific. Gene Ontology annotation, cellular component: nucleus. Gene Ontology annotation, biological process: cell differentiation; regulation of transcription by RNA polymerase II. NCBI's taxonomy places the organism in Eukaryota, Metazoa, Chordata, Aves, Accipitriformes, Accipitridae. The coding region runs from base 613 to 1305 and encodes 230 amino acids.
AAGGUUUUGAAGAAAACCCUCACAGCCCUCAAAACACUAAACACCCCCCCCCCCAAUCCUUUUAUUUUCUUCACUUUUUUCCCCUGAAAACAUCAUUUCCCCAAAGAGCUCUAGGGAUUGCCCUGGGACAUAAAUCAUUUUCAUAACUAGGAGCAAGCAGAGCACCGGCUCGCUGGGGCUGGGUCAGGGGAUGCAGAAGCCGUCCCCUUGCAGAGCAUCCUUCGAAGGCAGCGACACUGCUCCCCCCUCCUCUCACCAAAACCCCCACCCUGGGAGCAUUUUGAUCCCCAAAAGGAUGAAUUCACUAAGGCAUCUUUCUCUUCAUCGUAAAAGCUCGGGGGUGAUUUGCCAGCAAGGGAGCAUCGGGAGGGGCAAAGGAGGAGGCUGAGGUUUUUGGCUGUGACCCCAUGGAUCUGUGGGGAAGGGUGACCGGAGCAAGAGGGAGAAGCCAGCAGCCAGAAAACCCAGGGGAGCCAAGAAACGACCGAAGGGCGUAAACUCCUGCCAGGGAUCUCCAAUCAGGCCCCGGGAGGCUUGGCUGCCUGCCGUAUAAAUGCAAAGCCGGGAGGGUGGGAAACCAGCGUGCCUCUGGGCAGGGAGAGGAAGAGGAGGAUGAGUGCCGGGGUGCUCCCUGCAAGGAGGCAGAGAGCACCCAGCAGCACCCCAGCAGGGAUGAGCUGGACCCCGACGGUAGCCCAGCAGACCAUGCCCAUCUCCUCCAGGCCCCGGACAUCCUUCCUCAUCCAAGACAUCCUCUGGGAUGGGGCAGAGAGGGGAGCGUGGCCGGAGCGGGGCGAGAACGGAGAGUUUGGCAGCCCGGAGGACGGGGAGCCGGGGGAUCCCCCAGGAGCAUCCCCAGCCCAAACCCGAGGGACACCCCACGAGGCGGACGCAGAUACCACGGCAGAGACCUACCUGUCAGACUGUGACCCCCCGCUGCGACCCCUGCCCAUCGCCCAGCACCCCCCCAAGCAGGCGAAGCGCUCGCGGGCGGCAUUCUCCCACACCCAAGUCAUCGAACUGGAGCGGAAAUUCAGCCACCAAAAAUACCUGUCAGCCCCCGAGCGAGCCCACCUGGCCAAAAACCUGCAGCUCACCGAGACGCAGGUGAAAAUCUGGUUCCAGAACAGGAGGUAUAAAACCAAGAGGAAACAGGUCGCCUCCGAAAUCAGCAGACUGGACACGCGUCUGGCCGGGCAGAAAGCGGCCGAGAUGCCCGGAGCAUCGCUGCUCGCGCUGCGGGGCGGCUGGCAGUACCUGCCUUGCCUCUAUUACUUGAACGGCUGGAGUCCCUCCUGGUGGUAACCACUUUUUUAAGCGGAAAGCAUCCUUUUCUCUUAAUUUUUUUUUUUUUUUUUAAUACUGCGUCGCUCUUUCUAGUGCUAAUUAGGGGAAGGAGACCCCAUUUGUAGUAACAAUCAGCAUCUUCUAGUUGCCGCACGAGCUCUCUUGUCGCUAACAGUAAAAAAACAAACAAACGAAAAAGCCAAAAAAGCCCAAGAUAUUAAAAGCGUGUAAUUCAGCAUGCUUAAUAGCACUGCUCUGGGGUCAAUCUGCAGCCGUAAAAUAUUGCAGGCUCUUUCGGGGGCAGAAAGGGAUGGUCCAGCCCCAGAGACAGCGAUCUCCCCUCUCUGCCCCUCCUAAAUCACUUG